UGCGGAUUCCCCCCCCAACAAAUUGCUGCACGCUUUUUCUAUCUUCAAAAUGGCUCGUAUGAACCGCCCUGCUCCAGUUGAGAUAACCUAUAAGAACAUGAGAUUCCUUAUCACACACAAUCCGACCAAUGCUACAUUAAACAAAUUUAUUGAGGAGCUUAAAAAAUAUGGUGUAACGACAGUAGUGAGAGUUUGUGAGGCCACUUACGACACUGCGUUGGUAGAAAAAGAGGGCAUUCAGGUUCUGGACUGGCCCUUUGACGAUGGUGCUCCACCAUCUAAUCAGAUUGUCGAUGAUUGGUUGAAUCUCUUGAAAUGGAAAUUUCGUGAAGAACCUGGCUGCUGUAUUGCAGUGCAUUGUGUAGCUGGGCUUGGAAGGGCUCCGGUGCUUGUUGCACUUGCACUCAUUGAAUGUGGAAUGAAAUAUGAAGAUGCUGUGCAGUUUAUAAGGCAAAAACGCAGAGGAGCCUUCAACAGCAAGCAGUUGCUCUACUUAGAGAAGUAUCGUCCCAAGAUGCGUUUACGCUUUAAAGAUUCAAACGGUCACCGAAACAACUGCUGCAUUCAAUAAGAUGGUCGCUAUUAUAUGCUGCUGACUACAGGGAAGAAAAGUAGACUUUGGCUGGCUUGAAUGCUAAUGCACAGUUAAUGUUUUAUAGGUCAAGUGAAGCUUUCAGAACUGUCCAAACAUGUCUGACAGCUUUCAGUAAGGCUGCUGUUGGUUAAAUUAAUAUCCAUGGAACUGAGCUUUGGUUUGCUUACUUGUGGUAUAUAAAUGUUCUCCUUGCUUAUGUACUUUGCUCAUGCAGUUUUAAAACGGUCAUUGGUGUUCUGAAAAGUACAAUUAGAAGUAAAUUUGUAGAGAAAAUGCCAAUCCCAGCACAAUUUUAAUCAUGUAGAUCCUUAUUUUUAUACAUCUCGGUUUCCAUAAACUAGGUAGGUGUGGAUUCGUAUUGGAUGAAAGCUAGUGGUAUAGUUACAGCUUCUCCCAUGGUUUAAGUAAAAUUUGCAUAACAUUUCAGUGUUGCAUAAAUUAUCACUACUUCUCAUUUCUUUGCUGCCAUUGCACCAUUUAAUUCAUGAGAUCAUAUCCACUUUUGGGGGAAUGUUUGUUACAGAAGCACACCUACCACAUUGUACAAGUCCCCAGACAAAGCCUUACUGUCAUUUAUGUAUGCACCUAUCGGUGCUCCUGGAUAUGGAGGACCAUAUCUCUUCCUAUUUUUCUUCUUCUUCUAGUAAAAUGUUGCCUUUGUCUUGUGCAGGAAUUAUAGAAACCAUUUUUUCGUAAAUAUUUUUAAAGUGUAUGUGCUUUAAUGUAGCUAAAUUCUUAGAUUUCUGAACUUGCCAUUUCUUCUGUACACUUUCAGCAUUUUCAAAGGUUUGCUUUGUAAUUUUUUUUUUCUGAAGAUUCUGCUACAGCCAGUGCAGAGCUCAAUGUCUAUUUUGUAUGCCUUUUGAGCAGUGUAACUUAAAUACUUGAUUUGUUUUACUAUGUAAUUGAUAAAACGGUGAUCUGUAUUAAUGUUAGCUCAACCAUGUAUUUAUACUGUCUUGGGACUGUGUGGUGUUAAUUCUGUGGGGAAUAAGUUUCCAGUGUUCACCAGCUUGUAAAAUCUAGUAUGAAAGCUUAAACAUCUAAAUAAAGAAGGAAAUAUCUUGCUGUA
Molecule: messenger RNA, 1667 nt
Organism: Spea bombifrons (plains spadefoot toad)
Lineage: Eukaryota; Metazoa; Chordata; Amphibia; Anura; Pelobatidae
Gene: PTP4A1
Product: protein tyrosine phosphatase 4A1
Exons: 5
Coding region: 50-571 (173 amino acids)
Biological process (GO): protein dephosphorylation
Cellular component (GO): nucleus
Molecular function (GO): protein tyrosine phosphatase activity
Source: RefSeq, a predicted model, not a curated record